This is a messenger RNA of Thalassophryne amazonica, 1283 nucleotides long. RefSeq lists its product as uncharacterized. Bases 167 to 1183 code for a protein of 338 amino acids. Lineage: Eukaryota; Metazoa; Chordata; Actinopteri; Batrachoidiformes; Batrachoididae. The transcript has 5 exons. The record is from RefSeq and is a predicted model, not a curated record. Gene Ontology annotation, biological process: response to bacterium.
CACCAAGAGCAGCCUUGAUGCUUUACCACGCCUUCUAAAAAAAACUUUCCAGAGUAGUCGUGAACAUGUGCACCGGAGAUGCCUGGCUGACCAAUCAAAUGCAGUCCUGUCUCUGAAAAGUGGAGAAGGUACCAAGAACUUCCUCAUUUAGCACAACAAUUUGAACAUGACAUCUAUAGUGUCUGCUUUGUGUCUCGCAUUUCUGCUCUUGGGGAAAACAGGGGUGAUGCCUGAUCUGAAACUGUUCUCGUAUGUGCGUUUCCUAUCAGCUAAUGUCGGCGAUGAUGUGACUUUGCAAUGUAUCUGUACAGUUAAUAGUGCAACACAUUACUGGUAUAAGCAAACACUGGGCUGGAAUCCAAGGCUUCUCUGUGACACAAAUCAGGGAAAAGUCACAUUUCAUGGGGAGUUUCAGAAUAAUCCACGCUUUGCUGUGAAAAUCCAUUUUGGUACGUCGUGCAACUUGAUGAUCACAAAUUUAAGUCUUUCUGAUUCAGCUACUUACUACUGCGCAAAAGAUGAGAACUUGAUGUUGGAAUUCGCCGAGGGAACGACCCUUAAUGUACAAGGUCCUGGUUUGGAUGUCCACGCAUUGGUCCAUCAGCCCUCAUCCAAGACCAUCCAGCCUGGAGGUUCUGUGGCCCUUAACUGUACGGUACCAUCUGGGACCUGUAAUGAAAAACACAAUGUUUACUGGUUUAAAAGUGCAGAAGAUAAUCAACCAGAGGUCAUUUACGCUUAUGGGGGCUCGAAUAAUCAGUGUGGGGCUUCACCCGUGAUGCAGUCCCAAGCGUGUAUCUUCACAACACAGACCUUGGACGUUUCCCAGGCUGGGACCUACUACUGUGCUGUCGUGUCAUGUGGAUACAUCUUGUUUGGAAACAAGACCAAGGUGGACCUUAACCGUGACGUGGUCCCUCCCAUCUUAGUAUUUUUCUUGAGCGGAGCUUUUGCGGUCACCACCAUCCUGAUUCUUUUCUUGGCUUCCUCUAUGUACAAGAUGAACAAAUGCAAAAGCUGCAGAUUGCCAGAGAAUCAAGCAAGAAGUCCAGCUCAUCCCACCAAUGAUGCACAGGGUUCCCAAGAUGAUCUCCAUUAUGCUGCUCUAAGCCACUACAUGUCGGGCCGAUCAAGAACACAGACAAAUAUGGCUGAAUGUGUGUACACCACAGCAAGGCAGUAGAAGAAGACACCUCUCACUUGUACAUUGUUUCAAAGUUGCAUCUCUGAGUGGUUCAGAACUGUAAGGUAUAUUAUAAGUAUAUGUAAUAAAAUGUAAAAAA